GUGAUUAUUUGUGCUUAAAGGAUGACCGUGUGUCCAAUGCGCACGUUCCAAUGGCCCUGUUGCACUUUGGCAGCACACGGGGGGGGUUGGCAUGACGCCUGUGCCGUCAGCUGCCCGGUAGAGGCAGCCCCUCGGCCUACUAUUGAAGAGUUUCUGCAUUGUUGCCAUUCCCGCUGGGGGGUUGUUGAUAGCGGCACUGGAAGGAGUUAGCGUUGUCAACAUUAGCCGUCCGUGGAUGACUUAAUCACUCGUCAAGAUGUCAGGGGGAAUUCUCAGCAAUGUGGACAGCCUGUGUAGUGUGGACUGUGCCAACCUGCACCCCUUGGUGUGCCACCUGUGCCACGAGCAGUACCAGUCCCCGUGUCUGCUGGACUGCUACCACAUCUUCUGCGCCCGCUGCUUACUGGGUCGGACCAAUGACAGCCGCCUCAGCUGCCCCCUCUGCGGAUACCCAUCCAUCAUUAAAGCAAACAAUGGCUUGCCGCCAGAGGACCGUCUGCUGAAGUUUCUGGUGGACAACAACGCGGACACAGAAGAGCCGGUGCAGUGUGCCAACUGUGACCAGGAGAGCAACACAAAGGACACAGGUGUGAUGUUCUACUGCAACACCUGUAGCCAGCCUCUGUGCUGCGCCUGCAGGGAGCUCACACACAAGGCCCGAAUGUUCUCCCACCACGACAUCGUCUCGCUGGCCAAACGCACUAAAGCCAAACACAGGAAGUGCGCUCUUCACGAGGAGCCCUACAUUCUCUUCUCCACCGAGAACAAGUCCAUGCUUUGCAUCAAGUGCUUCCGAGACAUGCAAGUGGAGAGUCGCACUCACUGCAUCGACAUCGAGACGGCCUACGUGCAAGGGUGUGAGAUGUUGGACCAAGCCGUGCUGGUGGUGAAGGAGCUGCAAACGUCCACUCGGGAGGCCAUCUUUCUGCUCAGGUCCAUGAUAGGAGAAGUGUGUUUGAACGUGGAGGAGGAGGAGAGUGCCAUCUGCUGUCUGUUCAACAGUCUGCAGGAAAAACUGGCUGAGAGGAAGAGGAUUCUGUUGAAAGCCGCACAGAGCCAACACGAGGAGAAGGAGAAAGCACUGAAGGAGCAGCUGUCACACCUCACAUCCCUCCUGCCAACACUCCAGGUUCACCUGGUCACCUGCUCCGCCUUCCUCAGCUCCGCCAACAUGUUUGAGUUUUUGGACAUGGGCUACCAACUGAUGGAGCGACUGAAGAGGAUCGUCAAGCUUCCUCAUCGCCUUCGACCGGUGCAAAGCAGCAAAAUCAACACGGACUACCGCAGCGAGUUUGCCCGGUGCCUGGAGUCUUUGCUGCUGAUUGGCCCGCGCUGCGCCCCUUCCGUCACCUCCAGCGUCGCCACAAGGCUGCAGUCGCCUCUCUCCAUGUCUUGCCGCUCCCUGUCUCUCAGUGAGGCGCCGCUGGGCUCGGUGUUCGGGCGGAGGCCGACGUCUCACCGCAACAUCUGCACCAAGGUCCUGCUGGCUGAGGGCCGGGAGACGCCCUUCACCAAGCACUGUAACAACUACGAGAACAGCUACAGGACUCUGCAGACAGAAAUACAGACCCUGAAGGACCAGGUCCAGGAGCUGCACAGAGAUCUGACCAAGCAUCACUCCAUUAUCAACACGGACCAAAUGGGCGAGGUCCUGGACCGAUCGCUGCACAUCGACAGCCGGAUAGCUUCCCAGUACUCCACGGUGGAGACCAUGAGGGCCAUGUUUGAAGAGAUCUGGGAGGAGACUUUUCAGAGGGUCACCAAUGAGCAGGAGAUCUAUGAAGCUCAGCUUCACGAUCUGAUGCAGCUGAAGCAGGAGAACUCCUACCUGACCACCAUCGCCAGGCAGAUCAGCCCUUACAUCCUGUCCAUCGCUAAGGUCAAGGAGAGACUGGAGCCCAGGCUCCAGGAGCCCAAAGAGCACUGCGACGACCGCACAGAAACAAUGUUGAAGAUUUACGAAGACAGCACAAUGGCAGCAGAAAGACAAGACAGCGGCAAGCAGACAUGUGUGACCGACCAAGACAGAGACAAGAACACCCACCCUCUCAUGCUCUAGCCCCGCCCACAUCACCAAAAAACAACAACCUGUGGUCUGAUUUCCCCGCCCCAUGUCGGCGUGUGACCCGGUCAUGUAGGCAGAACCUCUAGGUGACCGAGCAGUGGGGGGGGGGGGGGGAGCUAAGUGGACGUGUCACGACCUCAUGUGGACCCGCCUCAUCGUCCCCGUGAAGAGGCGUCGCUCUUCAAGGCCAACAAGGUAACAACAUGGAGGCCAUGGCCUCUUUCACGCUGCAACAUAGCAGAAGUCAAAGCCAGUAUUUCCAAAGUACUGUAGUUUGGAUCAGGUUCCAAAGUAGGGACUGGGUCUUACAGCAUGGGAAUAGCAUCUUUACGUUGGGCUGAAUGCAAGAGCGUGUCCUAAAGUUGUGUUUUUUUCUUUGACAAGUUCCAAAUAUGUUGCAAACGAGCGCCAUCAAUAAAUAUCGCAAUCGCUGUCAUUAACGCUUUAGUUAAAAAAAAAAAGAUUUAAUGGAGAUUUGUUUCAUUUUAGCGUAGAAGCAAAGCCAAGGGUUAGUAAGCCAAUAAGAGGCGCGGUGAGACCAUCAAACAUGACUUUUAACGCCAUCACCAGGUGCAUUUUCGCACUGGUAAGUUUGAAUCAAAGCCUGUUUUAUUCUGUUGCACACGUAGCAUUUAGUAGGAUGUUAGUGUUAGCUAAGCUAAGAUAGCUGCGGGUUACGAACAACGUACAGUAUUUGGGGGAAAAGCAAUACCCUUAUUCAUGGAUCAAUAACUGAGAAGACUUUAAAUUAUUUUAUUUUUACAUCAUUUGACACAACUAAGGUAAACAUUUCUUUCCCCUGGAUGACUUUCCAUCAAUAAAAUUGCAUUUGUGUCCAAAUAUUGGACCGUUGUGUUUAAGUAUACUUAAAAUGAUGCAAUCCAGUAGUAACCUGUGAUUAAUCAUGAUUAAUCCAAAUUGUGUGAUCAUUUUAGAUUUUUUUCCCAAAUCAUUUGACACCAAUAAGGUUUAUAUUAAAAAAUUUUUACUGGAUGACAUUCUCACAAUAAAAUUGCAUUUGUGUCCAAAUAUUAGGAUCUUUUUUUAAGUUGAUUUAAAUUAUGCAAGUGAGUAAUAAUCUGUGAUUAAUCACGAUUAAAAGUGUGAUAAUUCAGAUUUAAAACAAUUUUUGACAACAUUAAAUUAAACAUUGUUCUUUUCACCUGAUUGACCAAAAAUUGGACCCUUGUGUUUAAUUUAAGUAUGUUUAAAUUAUGCAAUCGAGGAAUAACCUGUGAUUAAUCAUGAUUAAUCCAAAUUCAAAUGUGUAAUAAAUUUUUUUUUUUUUUUUUUAAAUCAUUAAAUUUAGAAUUAAAACAUUUUUCCUAGAUGACUUUCUGACAAUAACAUUUUAUUUAUGUCCAAACAUUGUGGUCUUUUCUAAAGUUAAUUUGAAUCAAGCAAGUGAUUAAAAACCUGUGAUGAAUCGCGACUAUUUCCUAUUUAAAAUGUGUGAUUAAUCUGAUUAAAAAUAUAUAUUUGCCAU
Molecule: messenger RNA, 3551 nt
Organism: Entelurus aequoreus (snake pipefish)
Lineage: Eukaryota; Metazoa; Chordata; Actinopteri; Syngnathiformes; Syngnathidae
Product: RING finger protein 207-like
Exons: 20
Coding region: 257-2059 (600 amino acids)
Biological process (GO): regulation of heart looping; regulation of cardiac muscle contraction
Cellular component (GO): perinuclear region of cytoplasm
Molecular function (GO): zinc ion binding; Hsp70 protein binding; transmembrane transporter binding
Source: RefSeq, a predicted model, not a curated record